Messenger RNA from Fundulus heteroclitus (mummichog), 953 nucleotides. RefSeq names its product dual specificity protein phosphatase 26-like. Lineage: Eukaryota; Metazoa; Chordata; Actinopteri; Cyprinodontiformes; Fundulidae. The transcript has 4 exons. Gene Ontology annotation, biological process: negative regulation of MAPK cascade; protein dephosphorylation. Gene Ontology annotation, cellular component: cytoplasm. Gene Ontology annotation, molecular function: protein tyrosine/serine/threonine phosphatase activity; MAP kinase phosphatase activity. The coding region runs from base 246 to 698 and encodes 150 amino acids. The record is from RefSeq and is a predicted model, not a curated record.
AACUGCAAUACCAUGAUUGGUGGCAACUAGUCCACUGUUACACAGCUGAAAUGUAGAACAAAUAAGAAGUUUGGAAAGAGAAUAAAAAAAAUCAAAGUUCACCUGAUCGUUGAUAUAAACAGAGGCUCUUUCCCCUCCAGCCUGUAGUAAGAGGGAAAACUGAGUUGCAGCCAGGAAAAGUUCAUGAUGCAAGCACCCCUGGCUCUCUGGAUCUUAUCAGCAGUGGUUUCCAAUGACACCAGGCCAUGAAGGCGUGCCUCAGAUGGUUUACAUACCAGGCAGUCACUCUACAGGGUGCAGAAAACCUGGCUGAUCUAUCCAAGCACUGCUUGACUCACAUCCUGAAUGCAGCUCAGAGUAGGAGAGGAGGGCAGCCAGACAUAUAUGAGGGAAUGAACAUCACCUACAUGGGCAUAGAGGCACAUGAUUCCUGCAGCUAUGACAUGAGCAUCAACUUUCAGGCUGCAGCAGAUUUUAUCCACAGAGGCCUGAGCAGAGGAGGCAAAGUUCUGGUGCAUUGUCAUGUGGGAGUCAGCCGCUCUGCCACCCUGGUGCUGGCCUACCUGAUGCUGAAGCACAAGCUCACCCUGGUAGAGGCUAUUUGUGCUGUGAAGGACAAUCGGGGCGUGAUCCCAAAUCGAGGUUUCCUCCGACAGCUCAUCAAACUGGAUAAGCAGCUCUUUGGAAAACAUGACUAAACCAAGAGAAACCAUGACCUCAGGAGCAUUAUAGUCCAGUCAUCUCAAAUCGUUUUAUUUCUUGUUUUUGACUUAAUGUUUUUGACUUUCAAUAUUGUUUUUAUUGUUCAUAAAUUGACACCUUUGUAUUUUAUUUACAUAUGUAUAUUCUGAGGUACAAGCUUUGAAAACUUAGAAACCCAUUGUGAUUACAUAUGUAGGCUUUUUAAGUUCUGUAACAACCCACGUCUGUAACAUAAAGACAAGCUGUCAAUA